Cyphellophora europaea CBS 101466 is the source of this 5940-nucleotide messenger RNA. RefSeq lists its product as uncharacterized. The record is from RefSeq and is a predicted model, not a curated record. Bases 1 to 5940 code for a protein of 1979 amino acids. Gene Ontology annotation, biological process: regulation of ARF protein signal transduction. Lineage: Eukaryota; Fungi; Ascomycota; Eurotiomycetes; Chaetothyriales; Cyphellophoraceae. The transcript is spliced from 2 exons. Gene Ontology annotation, molecular function: guanyl-nucleotide exchange factor activity.
AUGUCUGGUGAUGCGACCGAACCUCCUAUUGAUCACCCACCCGAGGACGCUCAAGAUGCAACCACGGGAAACCCGGAGGCGGUCGAUCUGAAUGAUGAGCAGGUGCCGGUUAAUGCUGCACACCCGGACGGGCUUCGAUCACAUCCACGCAUAGUAGUGGAAGGGGAGGAGGUGAACUCGUCUGACGACGAAGAGGCCCCCCAAGAUGAGCCUCCGCAGAUGCCAGAAACAGCCGACGCUGCGGCAGGUGAAACGAAAGUGAACGGAUCAGAUGGCUAUGGGAAUGAUGGUGCGCAAGAGGAACGACCAACCGGAGCUGCGGAGGGCUCGCCGCGCUCAGACGAAGAUGCCAUCUCGAACGCUGGUACUGAAAUACCCACGCGAACGAGAACAGACUCGAGGUCGACCACGGCAACCCGUUCACUGCCGGUAUCGUCUACAGUAUUUGUUGUCAACGCCCUCGAAUCAAUCGGUGCAUCCAAGGAGGCGCGGAGAAACAAAGAGUUCGCAGACGCUGUUCAGGCAGCGUUGGAAAAUAUUAAGAGCCAUGAGCAGCCUGUCAACCCGGAGCUUAUAUUCAAGCCACUCCAACUGGCCACCAGGUCCUUCUCUGUUCCACUGCAGGUCACAGCUCUUGACUGCGUUGGCAAAUUGAUCAGCUAUUCGUACUUCGCCUUCCCUGCUGUUACCAUCACCCAACCCGACGCUCAACCCGAAACUUCUGAGACACCACCCCUCAUCGAGCGGGCAAUUGAAGCGAUAUGCGACUGCUUCGAGGGCGAAGCUACGGCCGUAGAGAUUCAGCAGCAGAUCAUCAAGUCACUGCUAGCUGCUGUGCUAGACGACAAGAUCGUGGUUCACGGCGCUGGACUACUCAAAGCCGUGCGGCAAAUCUAUAAUAUCUUCAUCUACUCCAAGUCAAGCCAGAACCAGCAAGUCGCCCAGGGAUCUUUGACGCAAAUGAUUGCGACCGUAUUUGAUCGUGUAAGGUCGCGACUGGAGGCACGGGAGGCACGAUCGCAGCACAAAUCCGAGGAUAACCUUUCAGGCGAGCAGUCGGUGGUCGACAACAAUGGUGUCAACGGCCUCAACGGGGCUGACAGUACGGUGCAGACCCCCGAAACAGAGACUCCGCCUGCUCUGAAUCAAGGAAAGGGCAUGACCCUUCAAGACUUCGAGAACAACAAGAAUCUGGACGACGCUGUUGCUGCCGACUCGGCGCCUACAACCGUGACCAGAGCAAGAGACAGGAAAGCAACGCGCAGCGGGUCUGGUCAGGUCUCGAGGUCGAGCAUGCAAGAAGACCGCGAUGAUGCUGAACUUUCCUUAGAGGAUGAGGAUGAGAUUUACAUCAAGGACGCUUUCCUGGUUUUUCGCUCUCUGUGCAAACUCAGCCAAAAGGUACUCACGUAUGAUCAACAGCAGGACCUCAGGUCACAGAACAUGCGUUCUAAGCUACUGUCUCUCCAUCUCAUUCACCACGUUCUCAACAACUUUACUAUCGUCUUUAUCUCUCCUCAGUCGACUCUCAGAGGCGGACCGUCGGGUGAACAGAACCCCUUCAUUGAGGUUGCGAAGCCUCAUCUCUGCUUGAGCUUGUCUAGAAACGCCUCGAGCUCAGUACCUCGCGUGUUCGAGGUCUGCGCUGAGAUUUUCUGGCUAUGUCUGAAGCAUCUUCGGGUCGCACUGAAGAAGGAACUCGAAGUGUUCCUCAAAGAAGUCUACCUUGCUGUUCUCGAGAAACGCACCGCACCCCAAUUCCAGAAGCAGAUGUUCAUGGAAAUCCUUGAAAAGCUCUCUAGUGACCCAAGGGCGCUAGUCGAGAUAUAUCUCAACUAUGAUUGCGAUCGAACUGCGCUCGAUAACAUGUACCAGCUAAUCAUUGAGCAUUUGUCACGGAUCUGCAGCACACCUAUCGCUGUGACUCCCCAGCAACAGAUGCUAUAUCAGGAGAACGGGAAACCAAAGUCACAAUAUAGUGACUGGCAUUCAAGAGGUUCUCUCUUACCCGGUCUUUCAACUGCUACCCUCAGCCACCCGCCACCCGCUCCAGGACCAUUGCCAGUCGAGUAUCUGCUAAAGCAGCAGUCACUGAAGUGCCUGAUGGAGAUUCUGAGCUCACUGGAUAAUUGGUCAAGCCAGUCUGUCGAAAGCGGAUCGAACAGCCAGUAUCCGGCUUCGCGAUCGUCUUUCCAGGAGUCGCGCGAGUCCCUGGACACACCUGACAAACCUCCUGCAUCGCCGAGGUUUCCCAGUGUGCACACUGGUUUGGACUCCGGCGUCGGCACACCAGUCGCGGAAGACGACCCGAACGAAAUUGAGAGGGUGAAGAAGAGGAAGACUGCCCUCAACGAAGCAAUUCGACAGUUUAACUUCAAAGCAAAACGAGGUCUCAAAGCUUUGUUGUCUGACGGAUUUAUCAAAAACGAUACUCCCGAAGAUAUUGCGAGGUUCUUGAUAUCCAGUGAUAGGUUGAACAAAGCCGCGCUCGGUGAAUUUCUGGGCGAAGGUGAUGACUACAAUGUGGCUAUCAUGCACGCCUUCGUCGACCAGAUGGAGUUUCACAAGAGGCGGUUUGUUGAUGCUCUUCGCCAGUUUCUCCAAAGCUUCCGCCUACCAGGUGAAGCUCAAAAGAUCGAUCGUUUCAUGCUCAAGUUUGCAGAGCGAUAUCUUACCGGCAAUCCGAAUGCGUUUGCAAAUGCGGACACCGCUUACGUACUAGCGUACUCCGUGAUCUUGUUGAAUACGGAUGCACACAGCAGCAAAAUGAAGGGCAGACGUAUGAACCUGGAGGAGUUCAUCAAGAACAAUCGGGGCAUCAACGAUGGACAAGACCUCCCCCCAGAGUACUUGACUGCUAUCUUUGACGAGAUUCAGAGUAACGAGAUAGUGCUCGCUUCGGAGCGAGACCACGCAGCGGAUCUGGGUAUCCAAGCCUCUGUUCCAGCUACUGGUCUCGCUACCAGAGCCGUGCAAGGACUGGCAAACGUCGGCAGAGAUCUGCAGCGCGAGAAAUACAACCAAGCAUCCGAAGAUAUGGCGAAUCGAACUGAGCAGCUCUAUCGCAGCCUCAUUAGAGCACAGCGGAAGUCUGCCGUACGAGACAUGCUCUCGCGAUACAUCUCUGCAUCUUCGGUAAAGCAUGUGGGUUCAAUGUUCAACGUGACCUGGAUGUCGUUCCUCUCUGCCUUGUCAAGUCAGAUGCAAGACGCUCAAAACUUUGAGCUGAUUAAGGAGUGUCUGAACGCUCUGCGGUUGGCCAUUCGCAUUUCUUGCCGGUUCGAUCUUGAAACACCGAGGACAGCAUUUGUUACAUCCCUGGCCAAGUUUACCAAUUUGAGCAAUCUAAAAGAAAUGAUGGCCAAGAAUCUGGAAGCGCUCAAAGUUCUUAUAGACAUUGCUCUGACGGAAGGCGAUGUCUUGAAGAACUCUUGGCGUGACAUCUUGACCUGCAUCAGCCAGCUCGACCGCUUGCAGCUGCUAUCUACCGGCAUCGACGAGAGCGCAGUGCCUGAUGUGAACCGACAGUCUAUUCCUACACCAUCAAACAUUGGCGAAGGUCGGUCUCGGAAAUCGACGCAAGGCAAACGACCGAGGCCAAAGUCUGCCCAAAGCUUCCGGCCUGAGGUUGCUGAUGAGACCAAAUCAUCAGACAUGAUUCGCAAUAUCGACCAGAUCUUUUCAAACACCGCCAAGCUAUCGUCAGAUGGAAUAGUGGACUUUGUGAAAGCCCUUACGGAUGUCAGCUGGCAAGAAAUCCAAUCCUCGGGCAACAGCGAGUCUCCUCGGACCUUCAGUCUGCAGAAGCUGGUAGAGAUCAGCUACUAUAACAUGACCCGAGUCAGAAUCGAAUGGACCAGGCUCUGGGAGGUUUUGGGCGAGCACUUCAACCAGGUCGGCUGCCACAACAACACAACCGUCGUCUUCUUUGCUCUUGACUCGUUGAGGCAACUGUCGAUGCGCUUCAUGGAAAUUGCAGAAUUGCCAGGCUUCAAAUUUCAAAAGGAUUUCCUUAAGCCAUUCGAGUAUGUCAUGGGCAAUACAACCGUGGUGACCGUCAAAGACAUGGUCUUGCGGUGUUUGAUACAAAUGAUUCAAACUAGAGGCGACAAUAUUCGCUCGGGAUGGAAGACCAUGUUUGGAGUGUUCACCGUUGCUGCUGCGGAGCAGUAUGAGGCCAUUGUCAACAUUGCUUUUGAUUACACGACUCAGAUCUACAACACCAGGCUCGGGGUGGUGAUCACCCAAGGAUCCUUUCCUGAUCUGAUACAGUGCUUGACGCAGUUUUCUAAGAAUUUGAGAUUCCAAAAGAAGUCUCUCCAAGCAAUUGAGUUGCUCAAAUCGACAGUCCCGAAGAUGUUGCAGACACCUGAAUGUCCCCUGUCAAGAAGACACAGCAAACAGGCAGAGAACGGAGUUGUUGCAGGCGUCAGACAGCCUAGUGCUCAAACAGAAGAGGAGCAAUUCUGGUAUCCGGUGCUCAUGGCGUACCAAGACAUACUGAUGACAGGUGAUGACCUCGAAGUACGGUCAAGGGCGCUCAACUACCUGUUCGAAACUCUGAUACGAUAUGGUGGCGACUUCCCGCCUGAGUUCUGGGACACGCUGUGGAGACAACUUCUGUAUCCGAUCUUCGUCGUGCUUCAGUCCAAGUCCGAGAUGUCAAAGGUUCCGAACCAUGAGGAGCUUUCGGUGUGGCUGUCGACAACCAUGAUCCAGGCACUUCGCAGCAUGAUCACCCUAUUCACCCACUACUUUGACUCGUUACAGUAUAUGUUGGAUCGAUUUUUGGACCUCUUGGCGCUUUGUAUCUGCCAGGAAAAUGACACGAUCGCGCGAAUUGGCAGCAAUUGUCUUCAGCAGUUGAUUCUCCAGAAUGUCACAAAAUUCAGUCCGGAUCACUGGUCCAAGAUCGUGGGAGCUUUUGUUGACUUGUUCAACCGGACCACAGCGUACGAUCUUUUCUCGGCUGCCGCAACAAUGUCUGAUGCGCGCACGCCGGCGCUUAGCGAAGGAGGCGACGGCCUGAGCAUUUCGGGCACGACCGAGGUACAGACUCCUGUUGCGGAGGAGACAUCAUCGCUGGACACAGGGCUAGAUGCAACUACCGAGGCAACUGGGUCACCUGACCAAGCACUCGAGGACUAUAAGCCUCACGCUGACAUGCAAACGCCGGUUCCGGUGGUGACGGCAGCUCGACGGCGGUUCUUCAACAAGAUCAUCACCAAUUGUGUGCUGCAACUGCUCAUGAUCGAAACUGUGGCCGAGCUUUUCUCCAACGACAGUGUGUAUGCACAGAUCCCGUCGCCGGAGCUCCUGAGACUUAUGGGACUGUUGAAGAAAUCAUACCAAUUCGCCAAAAAGUUCAACGGCGACAAAGAACUUCGCAUGUCGUUGUGGCGGCAAGGCUUCAUGCGCCAACCGCCCAACCUACUCAAGCAAGAAUCCGGGUCCGCCAACACCUAUGUCAGCAUUCUGCUGCGCAUGUAUCACGACGAGGGUGAAGAAAGGCGAAACAGCAGAGAGGAGACGGAGGGCGCACUGAUACCGCUGUGUGCUGACAUUAUCCGCUCCUUCACUCAACUCGACGAAGAAACACAGCAGCGCAAUAUUGUUGCAUGGCGGCCGGUGGUGAUAGAUGUGCUCGAGGGAUACACCAACUUCCCCCGAGACACGUUCGACAAGCACAUUGAGACAUUCUUCCCUCUCGGAGUUGCUCUUCUGGAGAAAGAAGUCGGGACUGAACUCCGAGGGGCGCUCUGGGGACUAUUUAGACGCGUUGGGGAGACGAAAUUCGGAAUGGCGGAGUUCAGGCCACGGGAGAACAGUAUUGGAGGCAUGAGCAGUGUUGGAGCGACACCUACGAGCCCAGCAAUGGGCAGAGAUGAGCGGGAGUGGCGACGCAGAGGAAGCCGAAUCAGUCGGACAGGCCCAUCGUGA